CCCACUCUGAUGAUUAUUGUGCCUAAAUGUAACCACCUCCGCCUGUGUACACCACGCCUCACCAGAUCCUUACCAAUGUCUGCAGCCACUGUGAAUGUUUAAUAAUCUGAAGUAUGUGAACAACAUUGGUUGUAGAAUGCUUUUUGAGCUCCCACUGAGAGUCUAGACUGCGGUCCUGGAGAGUAAAGACAGUGGUGCUGCAAGUGAAUGCCUUCUGUUUGCAGCCUGUAUGCAAAUCUGGUUUUUGAAACAAUGCAUGCCCAUCGUUCCCUUCUCCUCUCAGCGGUGAUCAUCACAUGUUUCUUUAUGACGGGAUCGUACAAUUGCGUGGCUUGCCAGAAGAAGACGUCCUGCCAUGUGCAAGACCGUAGAGCUGACUGCAGUCAUCUCAGCCUCAGUGCGGUCCCCCCAAACCUUCCCAGCAACCUUACCAGCCUGGACAUGUCUCACAACAGAUUGCCGGGGAUUCCCCCUGACUCACUAACCCCAUACCCAGGCCUCCUCCACCUUGAUGUCGGUUUCAACAGUAUCACCAAGCUGGACGGGGGUUUGUGCCAGACAUUGCCUCUGCUGCAGACUUUAAAUAUAGAGCACAAUGAAGUGUAUAUUCUCAAGAAGGAGGAUGUGAGCCAUUGCACUAAUCUAACAAGGUUGAAUAUGGCUAGUAAUAGGCUAAAACUACAAGGAGAGCCUUUCUCUGCACUACAGAGCCUAAAGUUUCUUGAUGUUUCCGCAAACAAAUUGCAAUCAGCCAAGCUCGGCUCUCAGCCUCAGCUGCCCAGCCUGGUGAACCUCAACUUGGCAUUCAAUAACAUCAACACUCUGAAGAAAGAUGACUUUUCCUUCCUUAACCAUUCAUCUUUUCUACAGACCCUCAACCUGUCAUCUGUGUCUCUAAAAAUAUUGGAGCCUGGUUGCUUUAAGCCCAUUUCAGGACUACACACUUUAAUCAUGGAUGGGAGCAAAAUGGGCACUCUGAUUAUUGCUAAACUCUGCUUAGAGCUGUCAGGGACAGCCAUUGAUACCCUGUCUCUUCGGAAAAUGAAGCUGGUCACACUCACCAACAAAACAUUUUCAGGGCUACAAAAAACAUAUCUAACCUUCCUGGAUCUGUCCUAUAAUGGAAUGGGCAAAAUUGAACCAGGCUCAUUUCAGUGGCUGCCCAGACUUCAGACUCUAAUUUUGUCGGACAAUAACAUUAAGCAUGUGACCAAGGAGACAUUUCAGGGGCUCAAAAGUUUGAAAAAACUCAAAUUGACAAAAGCUCUUGUGAAAAGUCAUACCUCCUCCACCCCGAUUAUUGAUGAUUUCUCCUUCCAACCAUUAAGUGCCCUUGAGAGUUUGAUAUUACAGAGUACUGCAGUUCGGGAACUCACAGAGCACACUUUUACAGGCUUGACAAGUCUUAAAGAACUUGAUAUAAGUUGGAGUACUUAUACCUCGCUCAGAAAUAUCACCAACAAGACCUUAGUCUCACUAGCCGGAUCACCUCUCACAAAGCUAAAUCUGACAGGAACAGCCAUAACAAAGAUUAAUCCUGGAGCCUUCUCUGUUUUCAGUAAUCUCACUACUCUUGUUCUAGAUCACAACUUUAUUAAACAAAUUCUCACUGGCAAAGAGUUUGAAGGCCUGAGCCAAGUUCAAGAGAUUCACAUGUCCUAUAAUCACCUGACAGUCAAUCUGAGCUCCACGUCGUUUGUUAAUGUUCCCAAUCUUAGGGUUCUGACUUUGGGAAAAAGUCUUACAGCCAAAGCCUUGAACCCGGAUCCCUCUCCAUUCAGUCGCCUGUCCAACCUCACCAUCCUGGAUCUCAGCAACAACAACAUUGGUAACAUCCGAGAGAAUAUGUUGGAGGGGGUUGUGAACCUAAAGGUGCUGAAGCUCCAACACAAUAACUUAGCCCGUUUGUGGAAGAGCGCCAACCUAGGUGGGCCAGUGUUGUUUCUCAAAUGGGCACGGAACUUGAAAACCUUACUGAUGGAUAGUAACGGGCUGGAUGAGAUCCCAGCAGAUGCUCUGAGAGGGCUGAGUGACCUCCGUGAACUAAGCCUGGGUAGCAAUCUCCUCAAUAGUCUUAAGGACUCCAUUUUUGAUGAUCUCAACUCACUGCAGCUUUUAUUUUUACAGAAGAAUCUGAUCACAACUGUGAGGCCCGAAGUGUUCAAAACACCUAUGAGCAACCUCAGCCUGCUUCUCAUGGGAAAAAAUCCAUUUGACUGCACAUGUGAGAGCAUCCUGUGGUUCGUGACAUGGUUGAAUAACAAAAAUAUGACCAAUGUGCCAGGUCUCAGGGACGAGUAUAUGUGCAACACUCCACUAGCUUACUUUAACCGCUCUGUCAUGGAUUUUGACACCCUCUCUUGCAAAGAUAUGACCCCAUUUCAGACUCUUUACAUACUGAGCAGCACCACUGUCAUCAUGCUGAUGGUAACUGCACUUCUGGUGCGGUUCCACGGCUGGAGGAUUCAGUUUUAUUGGAACAUAUUGAUCAAUCGCACAUUAGGGCUUAGUGAUGCCAGAGUUGAAGAGGGCAGGGAAUUUGAGUAUGAUGCUUACGUCAUACAUGCUGAGGAAGAUGCCAGCUGGGUUGAGAGAAGGAUGGUCCCCUUGGAGAAUGACAACUGCAGGUUUUGUUUGGAGGAUCGAGAUUCAGUCCCUGGCAUGUCCCAGCUUGAAUCCAUUGUGGAUAAUAUGAGAAAGUCUCGAAAAAUCUUGUUUGUCGUCACUGAAACUCUUCUCAGAGAUCCCUGGUGUAGACGAUUUAAAGCCUACCAUGCACUUCACCAGGUCAUUGAAGCCAGCAGGGACUCUGUGGUACUGGUCUUCCUGCAGGAUGUUCACGACUACAAGUUAUCUCGCUCACUCUUCCUCCGCAGGGGCAUGUUGCGUCCAUGCUGCAUCCUGGACUGGCCUGUCCACAAGGAGAGGGUACCGGCCUUUCACCAGAAGCUCCUCAUAGCACUUGGCAUGACUAAUCGAUUGCAGGAGUGAAAGUAUUCCACUGAUAGUAAUGGGAAGUUCUUAUUAUAAUAUUAAUUACCAGUGUUUGUUCAGUUAUCGCUUAUUUCUACCAACUGUGGAUUGUUUUGCCCUCUGUGUAAAUAUUGUGCUUAUUCGACUAUGCACUGUAAACUGUACAAACCUUAUUGUAUUUCCAUUGCAUUGCAGCUUUAUAUACAACAAAAACAAGUGUUUUAAUUUGAAUGUUAAACAGUUUAUGAAUGAGCAAAAGGGGAAACUCUAAUGUGCAAAAAAGUGGCUCUGUGUGUAUCUGCACACACACAAAAAACUAUGGCUUAUUUGUGUAUUUAUUAUUUGCCUAUUCUGUAACUAGUAAGGUACAAAAAUCAUCCUGUUUUCAGAUGUUUUAAACUCUACAUAUACAGUAAAUGGCUAAAUAAGGCUUAUCAAAACAUAACUGUUAGGAAAAAAAACAACGAAAUAAACAAAGAAGUUGUUUUAGGUUUUAUAUUUCUUAUAUGGUCUUGUUAUGCGAUGGCAGAAUAUGACUUUUAAAUGAAUAAUUUGAACAUUCAUAUCCCUUCCUCUUUAAUUGUGGCUAUUAACAAAGAUAACAGAAAUGCCACAAAAAAAGGACAUAAAAUAGUUGGCUUCAUGUAUUCCAUGUUUGCAUGUGAGAAAAUAAAUGGCAGUGAUACCAGUGAAGUAGUCCCAUUUAUCCCAGUCAAUAAUGUGUUUCAAAAUGAUCAAUUAUUUUCUAAAAGUCAUACACUGGCUGUAUGUUUUAUAAAGCUUUAUAAAGCUUUUUAUUUCAUUCCCAAAUACUAUUAUUGCUUAGGAGUUUCUAACAUUUUACUACAUAAAAUAAAGUAAUAUUUGUAUAGUUAUUUUUGUUUUAAAACAUUCCCGGGGCACAAAAAUAGCGCAUAGUUGUUGAUAGACAGCUAUAUGAUGCAGUGUAUUUUUAUAUGGGUCAUUUUUUGUAAUUAUGAUGUCCAUGAUGAUGAGAAAAUUCUAAAAUAUAAACACCAAGGUCACUACUCUCCCUGACCUCGAAAGGGGUUUUAGAAAAGAUUACAGUGCACCACCAUUCGAACUGGGAAGGACGUACUAUAGAUUAAAACCUCAACAGAAGAUGUUUUUCCAGAGUAGUUGUAACCUUUUCCAUUUUGAUCCAGAUGCCCUCCUCUGUUUGCAAGAUGAGCUCUCUGGCAAGUUUAGGACAAUCUUAAACGUUAAAAGUUAUUCCAGAAUGGACGAUAACACACUGACUUGAGGAGCAUAACAGUGCAACACACACAGCAGCAUUUCUGGAUGUGAUACACAGAAUUAAAGGUGUGUAAGAUUUAGGGGUAUGUAUUGGUAGAAUAUGAUACUUUGGUUUUUAGAAUGGGUUUUUGGUUAGAUGCCUGAAAUAAGCUAGUUCAAGGUCUAGUGUGUAACAUUUAGGUGGAUAUAUUGACAGAAGUGGAAUAUCAUAUUCAUAGAUAUGUUUUUCAUUUGUGUAUAAUCACCUGGAAAUAUGAAUUGUUGUGUUUGUUUUGUUAUUUAUCAAAGUGUUUAUUUUCUGCUGUAAUUUAAAAUCCAUGGCCAGGAAAGGCUUCCUUUAAGAGGCAGAAACCUCAAGCAUAACCCCUCUGACUGGGACGCGUCACAUUUAGAGAGGGAGAGAGGAGGAGAGGGGUGAGGGCUUUGGCUGAGGCCUGGGAAAAGGUGACAUCACUAGUGUGAUAGGCAAGAAAUAUGAGCCAUGAGAUCAUACAACCUGUCUGAGUAUCUGAUCACUGGUGUCCUGUACACUGCCAUUAUUACUGAUUGGAAUGAUAGCGAGAACUGAGGAAAUAUGACCCCACUUGUAAUAAACUUGAACUACCCUUCAAUAUGACGUAUACGAUCAUAUCUUCUUGCACACAUACUCUCAAAAAAUUAAAUGACUUUUCUAGGUCCAUCCCAGAUUGAAAGGAAAAAGAAAUUGGAAUUGGAAU
Molecule: messenger RNA, 4946 nt
Organism: Morone saxatilis (striped sea-bass)
Lineage: Eukaryota; Metazoa; Chordata; Actinopteri; Moronidae
Gene: tlr3
Product: toll-like receptor 3
Exons: 6
Coding region: 208-2991 (927 amino acids)
Biological process (GO): immune response; toll-like receptor signaling pathway; inflammatory response
Cellular component (GO): membrane
Molecular function (GO): transmembrane signaling receptor activity; protein binding
Source: RefSeq, a predicted model, not a curated record